GAGAUGGGAGCGUUGUUUCCAUGCUUCUCACAUGGUUUACGUGGUUUGGUGGGCAGAUUUAAACAGAAGAAGCUGGCUAAACAUAGGAAGCGCAACAACAAAGAGGAACCUAUGACAAGUCGUUAAUUUGGAUAAAAUUACAAAGACGUGUAAUUAGGGUAGAUAAGAAAAGGCAACGGAUGGUGACAGACCUACAAAUCUUUUGACCAGCGUUAAGAUGAUUUCCCUCAUGUUGGUCUUUCUUCUGGGAGGGUUAUGGGAUACUGAAGCUAUGUCCAUAACAGGAGUUUUGGGGAGUGACGUCACAAUAAAAUGCUCUCACUCCAACGCAUUUUACAACGCCAAAUAUUUCUGCAACGGAGCGUGUAGAAAUGAAGACAUCCUAAUAAGUAGCAGAACAAAUAACGAUUUAAACAAAAAAUACAGUAUUAAAGAUGAAGGAAACACAUUCUACGUGACCAUCUCUCAUCUUAAACAAGAUGACUCAGGAAUGUACUGGUGUGGAAUAGAGAGAAUUGGCUUGGACACAUACAGUCAAGUUUUCCUCACAGUCAUAAACGAAAACACAAAGGACCCUCAAUCAAAUGUUCCAUCCUCUAAAAAACGUUUGUACAUUGGAGCAGGUCUCGGGGUGGUUGUGCUGGCUCUGGCGAUGGUCCUUCUAACAUUCUUCAGACAUCGCAACAGAGACAUCAGAGCAAAUUAUGGAAAGGACCAAGACACAAUAUAUACAACACCCUCCAGUCAGAAACUAAAUAUAAACCAUGAAACUACUUCCUCUUCAACAGCCAAUGAGGAUCAAGAAACAGACAGCAAGGCUAACAGCAUCUUCUGCUUGUCGACUGUUGAGUACCAAGAUCACUCCGAUAAUAUUUACUCCAAUGUCAUUGUUUCAUCAAAGUCUCAGAUCCAACCAGAAGGUCUCUCCUACGCCAGUGUUCGCUUCAAAAAACACACAGACUCCAGCACUGUCACACCUGGGCUUACGUACGCCACUAUUCAACACAAAGCAACAGAUGAAUCAACAGUCUAUUGCAAUGUAUGACCUCAGUGCUGACCACCUUCACUGUUAUGUGCAGUAUCUUCCUUUGCUGUAUUAUUAGAUUAGAUCGUGAAUUGAUAAUUUAAAUAAUUCUGUUCAAUUUUAUGUAUUUUUGUAACAUUUAGAAAUUAUAAGAAAUAUUUAGAUAAGUCCUCUUAAACUAAUGUAUGAAUAUUAAUCAUAUUCAGUAGAUUAUAAAUUUUAACCUGAUAAAACAAAGUCAAUAUAAAAAAAAAUGUAUUUUUGUGAGCAUCUGUUUUGUGGUUGAUGAGAGUUGGUGAUGUUGGUAACCGAGCAGUGUAGUUAAACACUAUCUGUAAACAAAGAGUUCUCAGAGCAUGUGACGUCUGAGACAAAGGAAACCACAGGGGACUCUGACCAGGUGAGCUAAGGGAUAAAAGUCCCCGUCACCCACUUCUUAUUGUCACUCACUGCAACACCUCGAGUUACAGAGCUGAAGAGGACAAACAUCGGUCACUCACUGCAACACCUCAAGUUGCUAAAGAAGACAAUCAUUGUUCACGCACUGCAACAUGUGGCUAAUGAAAACAAACCAUUGCUAUCCAUUGCAUCCGUGCUAAACUGGAAGCACAGCCAAACGUUUGCAGUCUACUUUGAUUAAAUUGUUUCAUUUUCUGAAUGAAUUGACCAUUUUGGUGUUCUUGUAGCUCUACAGGAAAUCGGACAACGUGGACAACGCUUUUCUUAUCAAGUCAACUGAACUGGUUCUUCACUGCCUUUGAAGAGAAACCAGCUUUUUCCGUAAACCCCUCACAAGUGAGACAGAUCCGUUUUAUUUACCGUGGAGCAUCUAUGGGACCUAACAAAUGGGAACACACACUGGGCAAAGACAUAUAGGUCUGUGUUGUUAAUGUAUUAUUCUAUUCUAUAAUAUUGCUGCAACUUGUUACCACAUUGAAUGUGUAAUAAUUGGUACUGUCGCAAAUGUCUCACCAUGAAUAUGAUUGUGACCACCGACCCAGUUUAUUGCUGUGAAUGUACCGGAUCACGGUAGGCUACUUGUUGACAUUUUGUUUUUGAUACUGCAGUUUAUAUUGAAACUGUAUGCUACACUGCUAUCUCCCGCCGCAAAGAAAUUAUUAACUGUACAAGCGAGAUAAUAAACCUUCCCUUCGUCAUUCAAACUCCAACAC
This is a messenger RNA of Etheostoma spectabile (orangethroat darter), 2196 nucleotides long. RefSeq lists its product as uncharacterized. The coding region runs from base 218 to 1045 and encodes 275 amino acids. The record is from RefSeq and is a predicted model, not a curated record. The transcript is spliced from 5 exons. Lineage: Eukaryota; Metazoa; Chordata; Actinopteri; Perciformes; Percidae. Gene Ontology annotation, cellular component: plasma membrane. Gene Ontology annotation, molecular function: transmembrane signaling receptor activity.